Messenger RNA from Prorocentrum cordatum, 2266 nucleotides. NCBI's taxonomy places the organism in Eukaryota, Dinophyceae, Prorocentrales, Prorocentraceae. The record is from the annotation of a GenBank genome assembly.
AGGGUCUGUGGUCUUCGGGUUCAAGGCGUGUUGUCAAUUGUCAGGUUUUGCGUUGCGUUGUCACCGUUUGCUUCGCCACCGAAGCAAGAUUGUUGAGUUGUCAUGGGAUUUGAUGUCCGGAAGAGGCCCACAAUAUACAGUUUUUGCACAUGGUGGUCUCUGUUUUUGUCUGCCGUUCUGGCGAGCGAGACCGAGACGGUAUCCGAGAGCGAUGUCAUAGUCGUUGGAGCGGGGCAGGCUGGAAUGGCCGCAGCCCAUCACCUCAGCGGCUUGGGCCACGCGGUACGCGUGCUCGAAGCUACAGACCACGUAGGGGGGCGCACCCGGAACAUGGACGUGGGUAGCGGUCGGAUGGACGUAGCGACGGAUGACGUCAUCGAGCUCGGCGGCACUUGGUUCAGCCCGAUGCACACCGCAGCAUUGUCUCUCUGUAAGGAGUUGGGAAUCAGUGUGUACAAUGCGAGCUUCACAGAUGCGCCUGACAGAGCCGAGUCCGCGGCCGUUCCAGGGAGGCGCGCGGAAGCAGAGCAGAUUGCAGGAAUCGUUGAGGAUUUGCCUUGGUGGUUCUGGGGCGCGGAGUAUCCUGCGGACCAGAUGGCGCUCCUUGCGAAUACUGUUUACCACGGCGCGGGAGGAAGGUCAUUGUUCCGCACGCCCGCGGAAUUUAUUGCGCGGUUCGCCAAUUUGUCUUUGGCGGAGCUCGGCAGGGCUAAGAAAGUGAUUGGCCGCGCGGUUCGAGAGCUUGGCGAGAAGUGUUGGGAUGUUGAUGGGAUCACGCCCGCUUGGCGCCGCUAUGACGCUGAUACCACGGGUGGUUUUCUGCGUGAUCAAGUCAAGAGCGAGGAGGCGAGGCAGGUCCUGCGGAAUUGCAUCCAUGACCACAACGCACAGGAGCCCGAAGCAGUAUCUUUCUUAUAUAAUAUAAUGUCUUUGAAGGGCUGCAAUAGCGGCGGUCCUGACAAUCAGUUUCGCGUGCGAGGCGGGACGCAGGCAAUACCGUUGGCUGUGGCCGCCAUGCUUGGUGACAAUGUUUCGCUGCGCAGCCCCGUGCGCUCCGUGCUAGCAAGGCCAGGGCCAGUGGCUGGGGGAGUCACGGUACACACGCAGGAUGGCCGGCAAUACCAUGCAGCUGCUGUGGUCGUCACAGGCCCCCCACCUGUCGUGCUAGCCAUCGACUUCACGCCGCCGCUCCCUGGAGCCCAGGCACAGCUUCUCCAGCGCAUGCCAAUGGGAACGUCCUUGAAGUUUGCGGCGGUGUACAGGCAGGGCCCAUGGUGGCGGGAGCUCGGUCUGCAAGGGGAUAUAUUGGCCACUGCGUUGCCGCAGGAUCUCUCCAUGCGGGAGCCAGGUGACGAAGGUAUUCCCCUCUUCGUUGAGUGCUACGAUCAUUCGCCAUUCUCGCGGCGCCUCGGAGUGGUCGUCUGCUUCGUCGAGGGCCGCCAGAACCUGUACUUCACGUCCUUGCCCUCGGCAAUGCAGCAGGCUCUCAUGUUGGCAUUUCUGCGUCAAAGUUUCAACGACUCGCGCGCGGAAAGCUUCGGCCCUACGUUCGUAGCCCAUGAUUGGAAGGACCAGCCGUACGCCCGCGGAGCGUACACUGGCUUCUUCACGCCAGGGGUACAGUCUGUCCCUGAGUAUUGGCAUGCCUACAAAGAGAUGGAAAAGCUCCCCGGCGUGUUUCUCGCAGGCUCGGACUACCACACUGGUUUCGGCAAUGGCUACAUUGAAGGUGCGAUCCGCAGUGGGAAGCGGGCGGCGGAGCUGGUUCAUGCCCGGUUGACGACGCAGCGGGUGUCAGCGUCUUCCGAGAAGGUGACACCAGAGUCAUCGGUGGUGAUGAUUUGAUUGGAAACACCAGGAAAGUUGAAAGAAGGCUCAGCCGUUUCUACAUGCGUUCCUAUGGAUUUCCGCUCCUACUGGACUAGGGAGUGUAUGCAUCGCGCGAGUAGUGAGCGAUAGCAGCGGUGGCGGGUUUUAUUGGGGGUCGGUGCCGCUGCUUUUCCCUGCUUCUUGGAUCUCCCUCCGCAUUUGGACGGAUCCAAGAGCAAUGCUCAGAACAUGUGUCAACGUCGAUGGCCUGGUUCAGAUGGUCGCGGAUGCACCGCCUGUGCAUCGGCGACGCGGCGCGAUCCAGAGCCCGAUCCUCUCCGUGCCGACGUCCUCGAUGUGUCGACGGUGCACCGGCCAUGGCGGCGCAACCCUCCGACCCCAUCUUUCGGAGACUACGAACGGUGUGGUUAUGCCGGUGUUUGGUUUCCAAUCUGCG